Messenger RNA from Coccidioides immitis RS, 830 nucleotides. RefSeq names its product H/ACA ribonucleoprotein complex subunit 1. Gene Ontology annotation, biological process: snoRNA guided rRNA pseudouridine synthesis; ribosome biogenesis. The transcript has 6 exons. The record is from RefSeq and is a predicted model, not a curated record. Gene Ontology annotation, molecular function: box H/ACA snoRNA binding. Gene Ontology annotation, cellular component: box H/ACA snoRNP complex. Lineage: Eukaryota; Fungi; Ascomycota; Eurotiomycetes; Onygenales; Onygenaceae. The coding region runs from base 60 to 671 and encodes 203 amino acids.
CUCGUUGAUUGCAUACAAAUUCUCCAAACCGGUCUACAUUUAACCAAAGGAUCGGCAUCAUGGCAUCGCGAGGGGGUAGCAGAGGCCGCGGAUUUGGCACCGGCGCCAAUCGUGGUGGUUUUUCUGCUCGUGGUGGACGAGGAGGAAUGCAACAAUCUUUUGGGCCCCCGACAACCGUUUUAGAAAUGGGCUCAUUUAUGCACGCGUGCGAAGGAGAGAUGGUUUGUGAAUCAAUCAACCCCAAAAUCCCGUACUUCAACGCGCCGAUAUAUCUCGAGAAUAAGACGCCAGUCGGAAAAGUAGAUGAGGUUUUGGGACCAAUCAACCAAGUGUACUUUACGAUAAAGCCGCAGGAGGGUAUCGUCGCGACAUCUUUCAAACCGGGUGACAAAUUCUACAUUGGAGGCGACAAGCUGUUACCUCUGGAGAAAUUCCUACCAAAACCCAAGCCACCACCAGGGGUUUCAAAACCAAAGAAAGCCGCUGGAACCGGUAGAGGUGGUGUCCGUGGAGGAAGAGGUGGCGCCCGCGGUGGAAGAGGAGCUCCUAGAGGGAGAGGAGGCUUUGGAGGCAGAGGUGGAGGUGGAGCUCGAGGUGGAAGAGGCGGUGGAUUCUCUUCACGCGGUGGUCCAAGAGGAGGUUCUCGAGGCGGGUUCCGGGGUCGCGGUUAAUUCUGCCUUUCCUAUUUGGCGUUCAGGAGCAUGUGUGGCUGGGAGUUUUCGUUUGGAUACGGCUGUCCACAAACUUGAUCUGAUUGUUGUAUUUCAGCAGGAUCGUGUAAAAAUAGACGAAAAUUUUGCCGUUGAGUUUUGUAGUGAAUCAACAAAAUU